AAAACCCACAGCUUGAACCGAUGCUCUUCCAAACACCAAAUCCAAUCAAAAAAAAAAACCAACCCCCCUCUUCUCCAUUCUCUUCCCGAAUCCCGAUGAGGGGAUGUCGGCGAGGCUGCGGCUUGCAGGUGGAGGAGCUCCACGCCGAGACGCAGCGCCGCCGCGGCCUCGACGCCUCCGGCGACAAAUCAUGAGUGCGGAGGCUGCACACUGCCCCUUCUAAUGCUGCUGCUGCUGCUGCUGUCACGGAUGGUGGUGAUCAGGACAAGACGAAAUCCGCAAAAGAUGAUGAUGGUGAUGACAAAGUUCAGUGUAAAAAGGAGAAGAUUGUCACGGCCACGAAGAAAGGUGCUGCAGUGUUGGACCAGUACAUCCCUGACAACAUCAAAACGGCCUACCAUGUCUUGCAAGUGGGUGAUGAGAUCUAUGAUGCCACCAUGAACCAGACUAAUGUUGGAGGCAACAAUAAUAAGUUCUAUAUCAUCCAAGCCUUAGAAUCUGAUGCUGGUGGAAACUUCAUGGUUUACAGUAGAUGGGGGAGGGUAGGGACACGGGGUAAAGGCAAGCUACAGGGUCCCUUCUCAUGAGAACAAGCAAUAGAUGAAUUUGAGAGAAAGUUCCAUGAUAAAACAGAUAUCCAUUGGUCCUAUCGCAAGGGAUCUCAUUGUUAUGCACAUAAAUACACCUGGCUUGAAAUGGACUAUGGUGAAGCUGAUAAAGAAACUAAUAAGAAGACCAGUUCCAUUACUAAUCAGUUAGAAGAAACGAAACUUGAAACUCGAACUGCAAGCUUCAUAUCCCUCAUAUGCGAUAUAAGCAUGAUGAAGCAGCAAAUGGUGGAAAUAGGUUACAAUGCUGACAAGCUUCCUCUGGGAAAGCUAAGCAAAUCUACAAUACUUAAGGGUUAUGAUGUUUUGAAAAGGAUUUCCAAUGUUAUUUCAGGAGCAGACACGGACAGGACACAGCUUGAACAAUUGACUGGAGAAUUCUACAGUGUGAUCCCUCAUGACUUCGGUUUUAAGAAAAUGAGUGAAUUCAUUAUUGACACUCCUCAGAAGCUAAAAGCUAAGCUAGAAAUGGUUGAAGCCCUUAGUGAGAUUGAGAUUGCAAUCAAGCUUCUGGAGGACGAUUCAAGUGACCAGGAUCAUCCAUUGUAUGCCCGAUACAAGCAAUUUUGCUGUGACUUUACACCUUUGGAAGUUGAUUCUGAAGAAUACUCUAUGAUAAAAACAUAUUUGACAAAUACCCAUGGAAAAACACAUACAGGUUAUACUGUUGACAUAGUGCAAAUAUUUAAGGUGUCAAGGCUUGGUGAAAUGGAGCGGUUUCAGAAGUUUGCUAGUGCUGGCAAUAGGAUGCUUUUAUGGCAUGGUUCUCGGCUGACCAACUGGGCUGGUAUUCUUUCUCAGGGUUUGCGAAUUGCUCCUCCUGAAGCACCUAUUUCAGGAUUCAUGUUCGGGAAAGGGGUAUACUUUGCUGAUAUGUUUUCCAAGAGUGCAAACUAUUGUUGUGCUUCAGAAGCAUGCAAGUCUGGUGUGAUGCUUCUAUGUGAGGUUGCACUUGGUGAAAUGAAUGAACUACUAUAUGGAGAUUUUGGUGCCGAUAACCUGCCAAAUGGAAAACUAAGUACGAAAGGAGUUGGCCAAACAGAACCCAACAUAGCUGAGUCCAAGAUCACUGAUGAUGGUAUGGUUAUUCCACUUGGGAAACCUGAGAAGGUACCUUCGAGAAGGCUCCUAUCUAACUGCAGGGUAGCUUGAUGUACAACGAGUACAUAGUUUACAACGUGGAUCAGAUAAGGAUGCGUUACAUCCUCAAUGUCAACUUCAACUUCAAGAGAUGGGGAUGAAAUCCGACCAUCUCAGAACAUGAGAUUUUACCAUUGGGGUUCCCUUCUUAUGUGAACAAAUGUGUUAUAAAGAUAAUUUCCUAGUAUAUUUUCAUGUGGUUCUAUGCUGAUCGCUAAUGCUGUGUGUGUGUAUAGGACCAUCACAAUCCAUUUUCCAUGUGCACUCAAAUUUUGUAGAAGGAAUUACUCAUCGGUGCAAGUAAAACUGACAUGUGUGGACAUUCUGCUGCUA
Oryza sativa Japonica Group (Japanese rice) is the source of this 2081-nucleotide messenger RNA. The record is from RefSeq and is a predicted model, not a curated record. NCBI's taxonomy places the organism in Eukaryota, Viridiplantae, Streptophyta, Magnoliopsida, Poales, Poaceae.